Molecule: messenger RNA, 1749 nt
Organism: Aspergillus pseudotamarii
Lineage: Eukaryota; Fungi; Ascomycota; Eurotiomycetes; Eurotiales; Aspergillaceae
Product: putative MFS drug transporter
Exons: 7
Coding region: 1-1749 (582 amino acids)
Biological process (GO): transmembrane transport
Molecular function (GO): transmembrane transporter activity
Source: RefSeq, a predicted model, not a curated record
AUGUCAGGAGCAGUACUCAAUUCUGAAAAGCCUCCAAGCUCGUCAGAAUCCUCGAGCACAGCUAUCGUAGAGGCCGAUGGGGAGACGAAGACACCUCAUGUCUUCAAUGAGCAGACAAAUUAUGUCCCGAAAAGCACAAUCAUUACGAUAUUCUUAGCAUGCUCGACGGUCGACCUCAUAGCAUUGAUGGACCAGACCACUCUGGCCUCCAGUUUGUCAAUCAUUGGGAAUGCCUUGCAUGCCAGUGAUAAAACCUCUUGGAUAUCAGGAGGAUACUUUGUCACCUCGACUUGUUUCCAGCUUAUAUAUGGCCGCCUUUCAGACAUAUGGUCUCGCAAACUAGUCCUGUUCGUCGGACUCGGCAUAUUCUUCAUCGGGUCACUGGCAGCAUCGCUUUCGCAGACAGCCACACAGCUCAUAGUCUUUCGUGCUUUUACUGGUGUAGGCGGUGGUGGGUUGAUGACUGUGGCUCAGAUGAUCGUCAGCGACGUCGUUCCGCUGCGUGAAAGAGGCAAAUACCAAGGUAUCCUGGGUGCAGUAGUAGCCAUCGCCAAUGGAAUUGGGCCUGUCAUCGGCGGUGCAUUGUCCUCCAUAAACGAGGAUUCAUGGAGAUGGAUCUUUCGACUGAACCUCCCACUCACCGCAAUAACAACCCUGUGCGUACUGUUCUUCAUGCCUCUACGGAAGGUAACAGGGGACUGGAAGAUGAAGCUCAAAGCCAUUGAUUUCUUCGGCGCAUUCCUAGCAUUAGGAAGUACCGCUGUUCUUCUUUUAGGUCUGACAUGGGGCGGAGGUGAAUACCCUUGGGCUUCGGCCCAUGUUAUUGCCACAAUUGUGGUGGGUUUUGCUGUGGCUGUUGGGUUCGUGGUCUGGCAGUGGAAAGGAGCAACCUACCCGCUCGUACCAAUGCAUAUAUUCAAAUCUCGGAUUGUGAAUGGUGCGUGUCUGACUAUGUUUAUAAACGGGUGGAACUUUCUCGUCCAGGUUUAUUAUAUCCCGACGUUCUAUCAGCUGGUUUUUGGGUAUUCUACCGUGAAAGCUGGUGCGAUGCUUUUGCCUGUAACAUUGAUGCAGACUGUUAGUAGCACCGUCUCAGGUCUUGUUGUUCACUGGGUAGGUCGUUAUAGGGAGUGUAUUCUCUUCGGCUGGAUGAUCUGGGCCGUUGGAUUAGGUUUGUUCUCGACUCUAGAUGAAUCAUCCGGCCUGGGAAAACAGAUUGGCUAUGGACUCUUGACCGGUGUUGGUGUGGGGAAUACAUUGCAACCGGGUAACCUGAUACUGACCUGUCCCAGCGCCCUGAUCGCCGUCCAAGCAGGAGUUGAACGGAAAGAUAUGGCAGUUGUUACCUCAUUUCGAAAUUUCGUAAGGAACCUCGGUGGCACUCUCGGCCUCGCCAUCGCCGGAACAAUCAUAAACAAUCUAAUCACAAGCUCUAUUUCCUCCCUGGGCCUCACGCAAUCUGAAACCCGCUCUUUCCUAUCAAGCCCUCAGAACUACCUCUCCAAACUACCCCAAGACGAAGCAGAACAUGCCCGAUCUUUGUUGAUCCCGGCUUACCAAAAGGGGUUCCGGAUUAUAUUUCUCAUCGGCGCCGCAUUGGCUGCUUUUGCGUUCGUUUUGGCCUUUUGGCUGAUGCCUCAGGUGACUUUGAACCGGGCAGAUGAUGAGAAACUGAAGGAGGAGGGAAGGAAGAGAGUUAAGGGGGAGAAAAAUAGUGAUGAGGAGGUUAAUGAAGACGAGAGAAGAUGA